Molecule: messenger RNA, 2041 nt
Organism: Colossoma macropomum (tambaqui)
Lineage: Eukaryota; Metazoa; Chordata; Actinopteri; Characiformes; Serrasalmidae
Exons: 4
Coding region: 833-1336 (167 amino acids)
Biological process (GO): negative regulation of smoothened signaling pathway
Cellular component (GO): ciliary membrane; Golgi apparatus
Source: RefSeq, a predicted model, not a curated record
GGCACGCGCAACACCCUAAUUUAACACCAAAUGACACGAAAAAGAACAAUCACAAUAUACCACAACUCAACUAUUAAAACAACACCUAAACACUUUAUUUAAGCUGAACAAGGGCUACGGAGAGGCGCACAGCAUUCUGGGAGUCCUCUACAUGCCCAAACCUCUAGUGUGGUGGCGACGCCACUGUAUAAUCCUAAUGGUUCUAAUGGCGUGCCUUCAGCUUGUAACUUCACUGUAAUUGUAAAGCUACACAGUGCACCUACAUGAGAGCGGAUGUCUCGCGAGGAGUGGCUAAUCUGACGCGCUUGCAAUGUUUUGAGAGGAGCGUGCUGGAGACGAGCGCUGUGUCUCCUGAGCUAAGAAACGUUUAGUCCGCUUAACAAAGGGAAACAAACGGAAAGCUGUUGAAGACUCUGUGAAACGCUGAGGAUAUUUAAGGUGCCGGUUACGCGCUCCAGUUACCGUGAAGGGACUUUUUUGAGGUGUCAGGACGGAGCCCUUUAUGCAGUGUAACGUAAGUAAUUUCAUGUGGUGAAUUAGGGAAGGCACAGAAGAUUUUACUUUGAAUAACGGCGGGCCACAACAGUUAACCCCGGGUUCAUAACGUUACUAAAAGACUCAUUUACACCAAAUGGGUUCAUGUUCGCUGAGUCCCCCUGUCUGCCUAUACCUCUAGCGACUGAACUGGUUUGAUUAGUCCAGGAUGCUGCUAUGGUGAACUAAAUAGCAGCCCAUGAGUCUCCCCCUGAAAAGGGGGAGAGAGAAUUGCAUCUCUACAAUUUACUGGAGGAGAUAGUUGACUUCGACCGUUGCCGUGUUAAAAUUAUGGAAAAUGGAUAAACUCACCAUUAUUUCAGGAUGUUUGUUCCUUGCUGCUGAUAUUUUUGCAAUUGCCAGCGUCGCAAACCCAGAUUGGAUCAAUACUGGAGAAGCAGAAGGUGCUUUGAUGAUGGGUCUUGUUCGGCAGUGCCAGACUAUUCAUGGACGGGAAAAGAUAUGUAUGCCACCACAACUUCCCCCGGAAUGGGCCACCACACUCUUCUUCAUCAUCAUGGGCAUCAUUUCGCUCUCUGUCACCUGUGCUCUGCUCGUGCUGUCACACUGGCAUCAGGAAACAACAAAGUACGCUCGCUGGAUUGCUUUCACAGGAAUGGUCUUCUUUUGCAUGGCUGCCCUCAUAUUUCCAACUGGAUUUUACAUCAAUGAAGUUGGAGGACAACCUUAUAAGUUACCCAACAAUACAGUUGUGGGAUCGUCAUAUGUACUUUUUGUUUUAGCAAUAUUUUUCACAAUUGUCGGACUAUUGUUUGCUGGAAAAGUCUGUCUGCCUGGCUGAUAAAUCUCAGUCACUGAUGGACUUCAGUGUUCCAAAAUCUGAAUUUUUUUCAGUGACAAGAUGGUGUUCUUAAAAGGACAAAUUUACCCCAAGAAGAAGGAAAAAUCAUACACAGUCUUAUCCAAACUGAUGAGACUUGUUGAGGAUAACACUGUCUGCCCACUUGAGAACUAAAUAGAUUAUUGUUAAAUAAAUAGAUAGUAUUUUUUUCAUAUGCUCAGACGUUCAGAACAGAGUGACUAACUUCACAUGACACUCAUGUUGAGAGAAGAGUUGGUUUGAGAGAAUGAAAGAUGCCCUCGGUGGUAAUAUUAUGACAGUGUUGGUAUAAUUUAAGCACAGUCUUAAAUAUAAAAGGUUCUUUGUACAAUGCAAUACACUCCUACACAAAAAGGGUUCCUUAUAGUACCAAAAGGUUUAAGGGUUCUUUUAAACAACCAUAUAAAUAGACAAUACACAUCAGGUUUUUAACAUAGACAAGAGCCAUUUAACCAUGCAAAGAACCAUUUAUGCAUUUAAAUGGUUCUUUGAGUAUUUGCGGUUCUAUAUAUCACUCUUGCCUUAACUAAAGAGCCCUUGAAGAACUGUUUUUUUAAGUGUAACACAAAGGGUUUUAUAUAGUCUCAAAAAGGUUCUCUGACUUAAACAAUUGUAGAACAGUUCUAUGUAUUACAACCCCAUUUCCAAAAAAGUUGGGACGCUGUG